Marchantia polymorpha subsp. ruderalis is the source of this 2061-nucleotide messenger RNA. NCBI's taxonomy places the organism in Eukaryota, Viridiplantae, Streptophyta, Marchantiopsida, Marchantiales, Marchantiaceae. The record is from the annotation of a GenBank genome assembly.
AUGAACCAUCCGAAGCUGAGCUCCAUGAAUCUCCAGGAGGCGGUGGCGGAUCUGGAUCUCCACUCGUUCAUCUCGAAGGUGCCUCACAUUCCAGUCAUAGACGUGAAGAACUGGGACAGGGAGGGAUCGCAAUGGAGAUCCACGUUCUCGGCUCUCUCGACCGGCGACUGGCUCAAGGUGAAUCGCCUGCUGAAACAGGCGGAGAGCGACCUUCUCGAUGAGCCUCGAGAUGGCGAGCUUCAGUGCGCCAUUCUUCUCGGAUCGUACUUCGGGCACAUAGAUCUCGUCCGGAGAAUCAUCACCAGCGUGCGGGAUGUCCUGAGGCUGGCAGUGAUCGAGACCGCCAAGACGGACGAAGGAUUCACAGCCCUGCAUUUGGCCUCCAUGGGCGUGUUCCCCGACCCACUCCCGGAGGGGCUCGCACCGCAGCACGCCAAAGUGGUGAAACUGCUGCUCGAGAGCAGCAAUUGCAACACCGAGCUCUUGACUGCCAAGACUGCGACGGGCGAGUGGACAGCGCUGCAUUUGGCCGCCGGGAAGGGGCAGAUCGACUCGCUGCGCGCUCUGCUGGCCGGAUAUCAGAGUGCAGGGCCAGCAGGGAUGGGAGGCAGGGAGGAAUUGGCGUAUGUUCUUCGUGAUGCAAACGGCAUGACUCCGUUGCAUCUGGCUGCGCUGGAGUCGCACGAGGAGGUGGUCAGAGAGUUGCUGCAGUGCGAGAUGAUGGAUGUCAACGCUCUGAACAACCUGGCCCUCACGCCGCUCCACUUGGCCUCGAUCAGGGGCAUGGCCAAGAUCGUGGAGGAGCUGGUCAGGGUCCCCCGAGUGGACGUCAACGCUGUGGACUGCUGUCUCUCCACGGCCCUGCAUUGGGCUGCUCACAGUGGAGCCACCGAUGUGGUGCGAUGCUUCAUCGAUGCCUCGAAGCACCGGACCGUCCGAAUGACGGAGGAGGAUCUCGACGGCUCGACGGCCCUGCAAAUCACGGCCGAGGAUAUGGUGAACCAGGAGGACAUCCACAAGAUGCUUCUGGAGCUGCACGAGGUGAAGGUCCAUGUCGAUCGGCUGUACAGGGAUCGGCAGGUGUUCGUGGACGCUGCCAACGCAAUGCUCGUCGGAGCUGCUCUGAUCUCCAGCGUCACCUUCGGAGGAUGGCUCCAACCUCCCCUGGGCUAUGUCCGCUACUCCCAGUUCAGCGCCGACUACGCAGCCGUGGAGCAGCAUUUGAGUGUCAGACUGUUCUGGAUCUUCAACAGCUUUGCCUUCUACUUGGCCAUGGCUACGGUUAUUUCUGGAGCCGGGUGCGUUCUCCCGAUGAACACCUUUCACAUCAAAAGAGCCGUCAGGCGAAUCCGCUACAUGCUCAAUUUCACCUCGUUUCUACUGGGCCUGUCCAUUCUGUUCGUGCUUGCGGCCUUCACUGCAGCUGGGUUUGCAUGCCUGCCACCGAUCCAAGAGCAGCAAGCGAGAAUGAGACUAACGACCUUAAUCGGUCUCAUUGUCUGCGCAUGUGUACUAGUUUACAUGACCAAAGUGACGAGCUUCAAUGUCCGCUUUGACCUCAAAAUUGCACAGCAAUACUUGACGAAGAAAUUAAUUUUGUUCAAGGAAAGGAUUAGCCAUCGCCUGGCCAAGGACGCUCAGUCUCAGGAGCAUCAAAUUUUUGUCAAAAUGGCCGAGCUGGCCAACAUCUCCGACCUGGACAAGCGCGAGCAGCAGAAGGAUGAGGUAAUUGACAGAUUGCAAUUGUAUCUCUACCUUCGAGACCUGCCGACUCUUUGGUACAGGACUAGAGCCGAGAAGGCUGUGGUAGAUGCCCUCAUGGCCUUCAGGAACGCAGGAGUUCUGGAAGUAGAUGGCUCCAGUGGCCAGCUCCGUCGUCGCCUCCAUAGCUAUAGAGUCCAGGAUUUAGACAGCUUGUACUGGUCGUUCAAAGUCGAUGAGCACAGGCGCUUCAAUGGAUAUCGAAGGAGGCGAAACCCUCUCAUUCUUUACGAUCUGAGGGGUAAAACAACUACUACCAAAGGCUCAAACUCUAUACGAGACUCUUUCAAAAAUCGGUAG